Phytophthora nicotianae INRA-310 is the source of this 1377-nucleotide messenger RNA. RefSeq lists its product as hypothetical. The transcript has a single exon. NCBI's taxonomy places the organism in Eukaryota, Oomycota, Peronosporomycetes, Peronosporales, Peronosporaceae. The coding region runs from base 28 to 1293 and encodes 421 amino acids. The record is from RefSeq and is a predicted model, not a curated record.
CUUAGACUUGUGUCAAAACCGAAGCCAAUGACCAAAUCCAUCCCAGCGCCGGGUGCCGUACCCGAACGUGUGCAUGUAUCAGCGGCACAGCAGCAAGCCCUGAUUGACAUGGCUGACAGCAUCGUCGCCGAAACACUGCAGACGUACGAGGCGUUCGUCACCAGCGAACGCCAACUGCCGCACGACCAGUGGAAGCACGUCAAGACCAAGGAGAAGGUGCACGUCUUCCGGUCCAGACGCGGCAAGCCACACAGUCAGUCCUACGACGAGAAGGAUCCAAGUCGACCGAGACUGUUGUCCGCGACGGCCAUGGAGCAGGCAGCGGCAUCCGGACGGCCACCGUUCUACGACGAUCCGGUUGAAGAAGAAGAGAUAAGCAGCAAAACCCAUAGUUCUAGCAGUGACACCGGGUCCUUUUCGUUGCUGGACGACAGUGUACUUGCUGAUAUCAAGCCGUCCCACGUGCCGCUUGUGGUGGCUACAGGCUCCAUUGACGGCACCGUUGAAGACGUGGCGUUCGGUGCCGUCGCCAAUACUAAACGCAGGUGGCUGAUACGCAAUGCGUACGUCAAGAACGAUACAUUCGACGGCCGUAAACUGCUUGCAACACUGCAGACGCCGAGCGAGGAGGACCCGUUUCGGUCCGUUGUGAUCAAGUGGGCGACGGCAAACUUCGGGCCGUUCAUGACACGCCGAGACUUUUUGUAUCUAGAAUCUAUGGGUAUGGCGUUCGACUCAGACGGUGAACGGGUGUUCUACAACCUCAUUCACUCCAUCCAAUUGGACGAGUGUCCACCUUUAGACCGCCUCAAUAUCAUCAGAGCCAACACUUCGAUCUGCUACAUUGUCCGUCAGCUCAACAGCGACAGCGUCGAGUUGUUCAACCGAGGAUUCGCCGAGCUUGGCGGCGAAAUGAUGGAGAGCUACGGCAUCGUCCUUCUCGGUCAGAACGUGGCGUCCUGUGUUGGCGUCGUGGAGUGCUCAAACCUCAAGAAGCUGAGCUGGUUGAUGUCUCGCCGUCGACGCAGCGAUCGCUCGGGUAUCGCCCCGACAAGCGCGUGCGGCGUGUGCCGCAAGUCGCUUAAGAACUUGGGAUCUCUGCUACAGGCUCCGUCGGGGUGUCCGAUUUGCCUGUGCGUUGUGUGUAGCAAGUGUAGCGUCCAGAAGAAGCUGACGGUCGACACGUCCAACGGGAUCACACUGAAGAAUUUUACCUUCUGCCUGUCCUGCGUCAUCGAAGCGCGCGAGUUAUCAGCAUGGGAAGUCGCCACUGCCCGCCUCGAGAGCUCGUAAAGAGACCAACUGAUUCAAUAGAAUAGACGUACGCCAUUCAUUAUUUAACAGUUUGAUCGAGCUAUGAAUAUCUGGAAACUGAAC